This is a messenger RNA of Tripterygium wilfordii, 2356 nucleotides long. Its product is annotated as chloroplast sensor kinase, chloroplastic. Lineage: Eukaryota; Viridiplantae; Streptophyta; Magnoliopsida; Celastrales; Celastraceae. The coding region runs from base 43 to 1950 and encodes 635 amino acids. The transcript is spliced from 9 exons. The record is from RefSeq and is a predicted model, not a curated record.
UUCUUCAAUCCAAUCACAAAUCACACAAUACAUACACAGACGAUGCUUCUCUCUGCAAUCAUUCCUCAAACUUCCCUCUCUAACCCUAACUCUAACCCUAACUCUAACAACAUCUAUUACACCUCUACUUCCAGUAUUUUCCUCUCACACGAAAAUAACUCCCUCAGGCCCCACAACACUUCUCGCAAACCGGUCCUCCCCAUCAACGCUUCCUCGUCCGUCACCAGCAACGGUAAUGAGACCUCUCUGCAAAAUUCCAGCUCUAGGGAAGACAGAAUUCGCCACGUGACGCACACGCUCUGUGAUGAGGAACCUGAGGGAGGAGGGACCGAGGUGUCUUCGGCUGCUGCUCUUGCGGCAGCUAUUCGCAGAGCUUCGACCUCGCCCGUGGAGUUUUCUCAGAAUAUGGAGAAGGACCCCAAGGGCAAACUAGUGCUGCCGAGCUCCGAUUUCCAGAAACUCUGCGUCGAGCAGCUAGACCUCUUUCGCAGAACCGUUGAUCCCAAUGUUCUUCUAUCGGUUUAUGUCAGACCCGCCGGAAGUUAUGUUAUGGACCGUCUAGAGCUGCGGAGAGUCACUACACAUCCAAGUAUAAAUGCAGCUGACAUUGUUAUAUUAAUUGGAAAUUUCGGGAUACCAACGGGUUUGCGUGCUGCAGAAGCAGCUCUUUCUAGUAAAAAGGUAGAAGUUAUACUAGAGCACAGGGCUGCGGUUUUUACUAUGGUUAAACACCCAUUUGUUGUGGGGUUUUUAGUGGCUGAGCUUCCAAUGAUGGAAAAGGAAACAUCACAAGAAAAUGCUCUGAGCAAGGGGGCUGACUUGUUUCACUGCCCGGCUCCGGAAGAAGCCUAUGAUUUGGCUCCAAAAGUGGAUAAGAAGCCCUGGGAAAUUCAAGCUCACAAGGAUGAGACAUUGAGAAUGUCCACAUUCACUAUGGAGCAGAAAUUAAAUGCUAUCAACAUCUCUUGCUCGCUAGCAAUGGCAUACGUAAUGGACCAGAAAGCAAUGCUACUUCAGCAAUCGUCAUGGCAAAAUAAUGUCAGGAUGAGCAAUUUGGUUGAGCAGAUUCGCGGUCCUCUUUCAAGCAUUCAAACUAUGAGUAAAAUGUUAUCCAUCCAGACUAAAAGAAGUGAGAUUGCUCAUGACAUAGUCAAAGACAUACUGGUUCAAGGUGAUCGAAUCAGGGAUACCCUUCAAGAACUCCAGGAUGCUGUUUAUUUGACAAAGGUGAAUAUAUUACACUAUAAUGAAGACACAUUGACGAAGAUGCGAGAUUCGACACAUGCCCAGCCUGAUUCAUUGAGCUCACAAUCAUCAGAUAACUUUUCAAUGAAUAGUUUCAGCAAUAAAUUGCAAAGUUCUGGUAAACCACUGUCUUUAAAUGCUGCAACAAAGGAUCUAGAGAUGCCUAUGCCACCUCUAGCACUUGCUCCAUUGAAACAAAAUGGAAUUAGGCCCUGCAAUGUUUCUGAUGUGCUGUCUGACUUGGUUGACGCCGUGAGGCCUCUUGCUGGUAAGCAGCAACGAGUGGUAGAGCUCAGUGAACUCUCACAAUGUUCACAAGUUGCUUUGGAAGAACCUGAUUUGCGCCAGGCUUUGAGCAAUUUAAUUGAGGGAGCAUUAUUGCGUACACAGAUAGGAGGGAAGGUUGACAUUGUGUCCACUGCAGCUCCGGCAGGUGGAGCCCUUGUCCUUAUUGACGACGAUGGGCCUGACAUGCACUAUAUGACACAGAUGCAUUCGCUCAAGCCAUUUGGAGCAGAACUGUUCUCUGAAAAUAGGCUUGAAGACAACAUGACUUGGAAUUUUGUUGCUGGCUUGACUGUUGCUCGGGAGAUACUAGAGAGCUAUGGAUGUGUUGUCCGUGUAAUCUCACCUCGUUUUACAGAUGCUGCCCUUGGAACUGGAGGAACUCGAAUUGAGCUUUGGCUUCCGUCUUUCAGUACAUAAUCUGUUCCAAACAUUCUCUCUCACGAGGCAUUGGAAAAAAGUCGGUCGUAUCGAGUUCCUUUCUGCUGAAUGCUGCCUUAGCUUUACCGCCAGUUUGAAAAUUGACAAGCUAUGGCUCUCAUUCAAUGAUUUUGUAAGUUCUUUUCCCUUCAACACAUUCAUUACGCAAAAAUAAUCUGGAUUCUGUACACAUAUUGUUGUAUUGCCACUGCAGUAUAUGCUGUGAUAAAAUUGCAUAUAUUGGAGAAUCUUUAGGAUUACUAAUGGAAGCCCUGGCAGAUGAAAGUUGUAAUAACUCCAUUAAUUGGAUGUAAGCAAUAGAAUGUAACUGAAUGUUGCUAAACUUGAACAUAACGAUGGCAUUUAUGCCUCUGCAUCAAUGAGGGAUUACUGGAUCUACUCUGAA